AUGAAAGAUAGAGGCAAAGCUGUAGAAGCGUUCAGCAACGACAUUGAGUAUUAUUCUUCAUCGGAUGCUCCUUGCAAGAAGCACCCAUCUUCAUCCUCCUCGGCUGGCAUUUGCGCUUAUUGUCUCAAGGACCGUCUGAUCAAGCUGGUCUGCUCCGACUGUGGAGAGCAGCGCCUCUCUUCUUGCUCUUGCUCCGAGAUCUCUUCCAAUCGGAAUUCAUGCACCGUCGAGGUAGGGAGUGUCGGUCGAGUCUCAUUCCUGAUAGAGAAUGAAAGGAACGAAAUUCCACAAUCGCAUUCUAAGCCCAAAGCCCAAGAGAGGGCUGAGGAAGUCGUGGUGCUCAAAAGGAGCAGCAGUAGCUGUGUUGAGAUCAAAAGAAGUACUGGGUUUUGGAGAAUCGGGAGGCUGUUUAGGAAGAAAAAAGAGAAGAACUACGAGAGAUCGAGUGUUGCAGGUGGCUGUGACGAGAAAAGUGACUUGUGGUUGGUUGAUUAUAUGGGUGUGUCAAGGUCCAGAUCCCUCUGCAGUUUCAGGGGUGGAGGGUGGUUUGGGUCAGAGGAUGGUGAAAAUUUGGUUGUAUCAGCUGCUAGGAGUUCUAUUUCUGCUGCCAGGAGUUCUGGCGUCAAUGGGGGUCUGCCUUUAGAUUCUGGGAGAAGAAGUGGUUUCAGUGAAGCAGAGCCGAGAAAAAGUGGGUUUGAUGGAGAAAAGAAAGAUUGUCACUUGGAGUCUGAAAAAGGUACUGAUCUUAAGUCUGUGAAGAAGGGUGGAAUUCUAGAGCCUGAUGCUGGUUUUAAUGGAGCUAACAGACGUAUUUUCUCACUCAAAGAGAGUGAUUUCAAUGGCAUGGACGAUUCAAGCUUUAUCGACUUGAAGCUUGAUUACUCAUCAGAACCGAAGCCAGAGUUUCCUGCAGAAAAAAUGGCUGGAUUAACAAAUCCAGACUCAGCUUUUGGCAGUACGAGAGGGAGUAGUUUUGUGGCACAUGAAUGUGGAGGUUCUCUUGGGAAUUUGACGGGGGAUGGGAGUUUCUGUAAUGGGGGUUCCUGUAGGAUUACAGUGAAUGAGAAAGGGGUCAGAAAAGGCAGGAAAAGUAUGAAAGGAUGGCGCUGGAUUUUCAAGCAUCAUCAAAGCUGGGGAAGUGCAAGGAAGGACGAAGAUCUCAUGUUUAAAAGCUGA
Juglans microcarpa x Juglans regia is the source of this 1176-nucleotide messenger RNA. RefSeq lists its product as uncharacterized. Bases 1 to 1176 code for a protein of 391 amino acids. NCBI's taxonomy places the organism in Eukaryota, Viridiplantae, Streptophyta, Magnoliopsida, Fagales, Juglandaceae. The transcript has a single exon. The record is from RefSeq and is a predicted model, not a curated record.